CACCACUACCAUCUCCGGCUAGCGGACACUACCUCUAGCUGCAGGAGAGCGCGGCGCGGGCCUGCCGGUCGAAGUAGCAAGAUGUCGACGGCCGCGGAUUACAACAUGUCGGUGGGGUACUCGCCCAACGGCAUAGUGGUGCCGCCAUGGCUGAACAAGGGCGACAACGCAUGGCAGAUGAUCGCUGCAACGCUGGUGGGACUGCAGAGCAUGCCCGGCCUGGUGAUCCUCUACGGCAGCAUCGUGAAGAAGAAGUGGGCCGUGAACGCGGCCUUCAUGGCGCUCUACGCCUUCGCCGCCGUGUGGCUCUGCUGGGUCACCUGGGGCUACAACAUGUCCUUCGGCCACCAGCUGCUCCCCUUCUGGGGCAAGGCCCGGCCGGCGCUCGGGCAGAAGUUCCUCCUCAUGCAGGCCGUGCUGCCGGAGUCCACCCACUUCUUCAAGGACGGCAGCCAAGAGACGGCCUGGAUCAAUCCGAAUUACCCCAUGGCCACCAUGGUCUACUUCCAGUGCGUCUUCGCCGCCAUCACGCUCAUCCUCCUCGCCGGCUCGCUGCUGGGCCGCAUGAACAUCAGGGCCUGGAUGAUCUUCGUGCCUCUCUGGCUCACCUUCUCCUACACCAUCGGCGCCUUCUCGCUCUGGGGCGGAGGCUUCCUCUUCCAGUGGGGCGUCAUGGACUACUCCGGCGGCUACGUCAUCCACCUCUCCUCCGGGAUCGCCGGGUUCACCGCCGCGUACUGGGUCGGGCCCAGGUCCACCAAGGACAGGGAGAGGUUCCCGCCCAACAACGUGCUCCUCAUGCUCGCCGGCGCCGGCAUACUCUGGAUGGGGUGGGCCGGGUUCAACGGCGGUGACCCUUACGCCGCCAACCUCGACUCCUCCAUCGCCGUGCUCAACACCAACAUCUGCGCCGCGACCAGCCUCCUCGUCUGGACCUCCCUGGACGUCAUCUUCUUCAAGAAGCCCUCCGUCAUCGGCGCGGUCCAGGGCAUGAUCACCGGCCUCGUCUGCAUCACGCCCGGCGCGGGUCUCGUCCAGGGGUGGGCGGCGAUCGUGAUGGGCAUCCUGUCCGGCAGCAUCCCGUGGUUCACCAUGAUGGUCGUGCACAAGCGGUCCAAGCUGCUGCAGCGCGUGGACGACACGCUGGGCGUGUUCCACACCCACGCCGUGGCGGGGUUCCUCGGCGGCGUGACCACGGGGCUCUUCGCGGAGCCGACGCUGUGCAGCAUGUUCGUGCCGGUGACCAACUCCCGCGGCGCCUUCUACGGCGGCAGCGGCGGCAUGCAGCUCCUGAAGCAGGUGGUGGGCGCGCUCUUCAUCGUCGGCUGGAACGUGGUGGUCACCAGCAUCAUCUGCCUCGUCGUCCGGCUCAUCGUGCCGCUGCGGAUGCCGGAGGAGGAGCUCGUGAUCGGCGACGACGCAGUGCACGGCGAGGAGGCCUACGCGCUCUGGGGCGACGGCGAGAAGUACGACUCCUCCAAGCACGGGUGGUACUCCGACAACGAGACCAACCAGCCGCGCAACAGGGCGCCCAGCGGCGUCACGCAGGACGUCUAGGUCGCCGGCCGCUUCCCUUCCUGGCUGGAGUUUUGUCGUACGUUUUUGUUCUUACAAACGUGCACAACGAGUGUUGUGGAAUAAGCUAUUCAUUUUGCUGUUUUUGAGACGUCGGCUUGUUAAUUACUGACAUGUCGCUGAGAAUCUCCCUACCUUACCAUUUGUCAUCCGCAUUAGAAUCUUCCA
This is a messenger RNA of Triticum aestivum (bread wheat), 1743 nucleotides long. RefSeq names its product ammonium transporter 3 member 1-like. Lineage: Eukaryota; Viridiplantae; Streptophyta; Magnoliopsida; Poales; Poaceae. Gene Ontology annotation, biological process: ammonium transmembrane transport. Gene Ontology annotation, cellular component: plasma membrane. Gene Ontology annotation, molecular function: ammonium channel activity. The record is from RefSeq and is a predicted model, not a curated record. Bases 82 to 1557 code for a protein of 491 amino acids. The transcript has a single exon.